Thunnus maccoyii (southern bluefin tuna) is the source of this 4413-nucleotide messenger RNA. RefSeq names its product NACHT, LRR and PYD domains-containing protein 12-like. Lineage: Eukaryota; Metazoa; Chordata; Actinopteri; Scombriformes; Scombridae. Bases 1 to 3390 code for a protein of 1129 amino acids. The record is from RefSeq and is a predicted model, not a curated record. The transcript is spliced from 9 exons. Gene Ontology annotation, molecular function: protein binding.
AUGACAGGUUCAGUUAGAGGUUUUAGUAACGUUAAGGGGACUGUGAUGGUCUUUAUUCAAACAAACAACCUCUACGUGCAACUCAGAGUGGAGGGAUGGCAGGGGAGUGUUUGUCCUGGGUGUUCAGAGCAGAAUUCACAUCUUUUUUGUCCUGUUUCUCUUCCCGUUCAGCAUCUCACAGCGCCCUCCUCCUCUGUCAUGGCGUUUGGCGGUGGCAGAUUUCGGUUUCAUCAGUCGGUGACGUCGACUUUCUGCUUCGUCAUGAUGAGGCCGGUCGGAGCUCGAGGCUUGUUGAUGAUGAGUCUUCUACACUGGGGGUCGCGACCCCUCAGUAAGGUGUCAGCAAAAGGUCAAAGGCUGACUGAAGUCCACAAGAUGAGUGUUUGUGUGGAGGAAGAGGAGGACAGAGCAGGGUCUCCAUUAUCCAGCUGUCUGUCUAUGAAGAGUGACCGAUCCAAAGAAUAUCCUCCUCCAGACUUCAGUAAUGAACCUGGACCCUCAGACACAAAAGAGAAGAAGAAGAGGAGGAGUGUUUCUGUGGAGGAACAGCUGUCCUGCUGUUCUUUGUGUCAGGAUGUCCUGAAGGAUCCAGUCUCUACCAGCUGUGGACACUGGUUCUGCAGACAGUGCAUCACCUCAUACUGGGACCAGUCUGCUUCACCAGGAGACUCCUCCUGUCCCCAGUGUGGAGAAAGAUCCAGAACAAGACAUGGACUGCGGACAGACAGUCAGACCAGCACUGUACAAAUGAAUGUUGCUCUCUGGGAGAUUUUAGAUGAACAUAAGAUCAGUCUGAGGAGGAGAUGUGAAUGUGUGACUGAGGGAGCUGAUGAAGCAGGAAGUGAAACCCUCCUCAACAGGAUCUACACUGAUCUCUACAUUACAGAGGGACAGAGUGAAAAGGUUAAUGUCCAACAUGAGGUGUGGCAGCUUGAGACAGCUACAAAGAUGGAUACCCUCCAUGACACUCCAAUCAAGUGCCACGACAUCUUUAAAGUCUUACCUGACCAACAGAAACACAUCAGAGUCGUGCUGACGAACGGCAUAGCUGGCACUGGAAAAACCUUCUCAGUGCAGAAGUUCACUCUGGACUGGGCAGAGGGCUUGGAAAACCAAGAUGUCAGUCUGGUGAUUCUGCUUUCGUUCAGGGAACUGAACUUGAUUAAAGAUGAGCAGUACAGUCUUCUCAUGCUGAUACAUGAUUUCCAUCCAACAUUACAGAAGGUCACAGCAGAGAAGCUAGCUGACAGUAAAGUUUUUUUCAUCUUUGACGGCCUAGAUGAAAGCAGACUUUCACUGGAUUUUAAGAACAGGAAGGUUGUGUCUGAUGUCACACAGAAGUCAUCAGUCAACGUGCUGUUGACAAACCUCAUUGAGGGGAAUCUGCUUCCUUCAGCUCUCGUCUGGAUAACUUCUCAACCUGCAGCAGCCAAUCAGAUCCCUCCUACAUGUGUUGACAGGGUAACAGAAGUACGAGGUUUCACUGACGCACAGAAGGAGGAGUACUUCAGGAGGAGAUUCAGUGAUGAAGAGCUGUCCAGCAGAAUCGUCUCACACAUCAAGACAACCAGGAGCUUCCACAUCAUGUGUCAAAUCCCAGUCUUCUGCUGGACCACUGCUACAGUUCUGGAGCACAUUUUAACUACAGACCAGAGAGGAGAGCUGCCCAAGACCCUGACUGACAUGUACUCACACUUCCUGCUGGUUCAGACAAAGAGGAGGAAGCACAAGUAUGAUGAGGAACAUGAGACAAGUCCAAAGGAGCUGACGGAGGCUGACAGGGAAGUUCUUCUAAAGCUGGGGAGGCUGGCAUUUGAACAUCUGGAGAAAGGAAACAUGUUCUACCGAGAAGACCUGGAGCAGUGUGGUCUUGAUGUCACAGAGGCCUCGUUGUUAUCAGGAGUUUGUACAGGGAUCCUCAAAAGAGAGCGUGUGAUCCUCCAGAAAACAGUCUACUGCUUUAUUCAUCUGAGUGUUCAGGAGUUUCUGGCCGCAGUCUACAUGCACCACUGUUACGCCAACAGCAUUACAGAGGUAUUGGAUGACUUCCUGGGAGAUGUGGAUGAUGAUGAUGAAUUAAUCUAUAAAGAUUAUGGUGAUGAAUUCUUUGAUGAUGAUGGAAUCACUGAUGAUGACGAUGAUGAUGGGGACAAUGACCAUUACAUAUCCCUAGAUGUCUUCCUGAGGAGAGCCAUGGAGAAAUCUCUCAGAAGUGAAAAUGGCCACCUGGACCUCUUUGUUCGCUUCCUUCAUGGCCUCUCUCUGGAGUCCAACCAGAGUCUCUUAGGAGGCCUGCUGGGUUGGACAGUGAACAGUCCAAAAGUCAUCCGGAAAGCCACCAACAAACUGAAGGAGAAGAAGACCCAAAUCUCUCCUGACAGAAGCAUCAACAUCUUGCACUGUCUGAUGGAGAUGAAUGACUACUCAGUGCAUCAGGAGAUCCAAGAGUUCCUGAAGUCAGAGAACAGAUCAGACAAGGAACUCUCUGAGAUCCACUGCUCAGCUCUGGCCUACAUGCUGCAGAUGUCAGAGGAGGUUCUGGAUGAGUUGGAUCUGAACAAGUACAACACAUCACAUGAGGGACAACUGAGACUGAUCCCUGCUGUGAGGAACUGCAGAAAGGCUGUGCUGAGUGGACUCUCAGGGACUCACUGUGAAAUUGUGGCCUCAGCUCUGAAGUCCAACCCCUCCCAUCUGAGAGAGCUGGAUCUGAGUAACACCAACCUUCAGGGUGCAGAGAUGAAGCUGCUGUCUGCUGGACUGGAGAAUCCACACUGUAGACUGGAGACUCUAAGAUUGAGAGACUGCAGUUUGUCAGAGAUCAGCUGUGCUUCUCUGGUCUCAGCUCUGAAGUCCAACCCUUGCCAUCUGAGAAAGCUGGAUCUGUCUAGAAACAAGCUACAGGAUUCAGGAGUGAAGCUGCUGUGUGAAUUUCUGGAGAGUCCACACUGUAGACUGAAGACUCUGGGAUUGAAUUCCUGCAGUUUGUCAGAAAUUAGCCAUGCUUCUCUGGUCUCAGCUCUGAAGUCCAACCCCUCCCAUUUGAGAGAGCUGGAUGUGAGCUACAACAAUGUGAAGGAUUCAGGAGUGAAGCUGCUGUGUGAUUUUCUGGAGAGUCCACACUGUAGACUGGAGACUCUGAGAUUUACUGACCCCAGUUUGUCAGGGAUCGGCUUUGCUUCUCUGGCCUCAGCUCUGAAGUCCAACCCCUCCCAUCUGAGAGAGCUAGAUCUGAUGCACAACAUGCUGCAGGAUUCAGGAGUGAAGUUGCUGUGUGGUUUUCUGGAGAGUCCACAAUGUAGACUGGAGACUCUGAGCUCUGAAGUCCAACCCCUCCCAUCUGAGAGAGCUGGAUCUGGGCUACAACAAGCUGCAGAAUUCAGGAGUUAAGCCGCUGUGUGAUUUUCUGGAGAGUCCACACUGUAGACUAGAGACUCUGAGGUCAGACGCCGUUUAUGUUACUUCUGUGCUCAGCUUAAACUGUAUGAUGUGGAUGUUGUGAUGACAUUAUACUGCAAACAUAGGGAUGGUGUUUAAGAGGUAAAAUCCCCUUCAGAUUUAGACAUUCAAAUGUUGUUUUCAAAUGUUUAAAUAAUAUUUAAUGAUUUUAAUGUUUGACAGCAUGUUUUAAACCAUAACACGUUUAAAACAUGCUGUCAAACAUUAAAAUCUUAGUUUUAAUGUCAAAAGUUUUAAUGAGGUUUGACCUCAUAGAUUUUAUCCUGAUCCAUACUGAGCACCUUGUUGAGCUUCAUAUUUAAAACAUAUUUAAUAUAACAUUAAGAAUCCAACACUGGCUGCUUCACCCUUACCUUCUUAAACAUUUGAUCUUCACCUUAAAUUUAACCUUAAUGUAAAUAUAAAUUUUAAAAAGACAUUCAUGUUUUUUUCUAAACCUUAAUGAUGAUAUGUGAUGUUUAUACUAACUGAAAAAUUAAAACUGAAGAUGACAUGAUUUUUACGGCUUCGUCAUUCCAUAAAAUAGAAAUAUUGUAGAUGUCUGGAGAAUAAAUAUGUUCACAUUUCUCUAAAAUCCAUCCUGUCAUAUGUGGUGUCUUUUAAAACUUUUGGAUCUUGAGUAGAAUCUGAAGUAAAUGUCAGUGUUUUUAACUUGCACUUGGCUGCACAACAUGAGUUUGUAUAGAUGGAGUCACUGGUGUAGCUGCAGAGUUGAAGAGGUGAAGUCACCACAUCUUUAUUGAAGUAACAGCAUGAUGUCAUUAAUAUUAAUGAGAGCUCUUUUUCACUGUUUGUAUUUGACAGUUUUUAACCUGCAUCCUGUUGGGUUCAGGUGUUUCAAGUUUCCAUUUUCUAAACUUCUCCAUUCUAAACCCUCUUCAGCCCUGAACACAUUAUGGAAUAUUGAAUGAUUUCAAGCAGGAACUUCGAUUUCUAAAGUGACAUCAUUUAUUC